GGGAUUGCUUUAUAUGGGACCUCUUCUAUUUCCUCACUUCGCAGUUUGUAUGACCACUUCACCCUCCCCUCCAUCACUCUCUGGGUUUUUGUACCCGGGCUCCCGUUCUUUACUCUCCAAUACCCGCACGCACAGACUCAAAAACUCUUGUUUCGGUCAGAGUUCAUUGUAGGGAUGGAUUCUUCCCGUGCAAAACAUCAGCAAAUGUCUAACCCAUCACUGGAGAACAUGAUAGCCUGCUCAAAAGCACAACAAGAGAGGAAGCCGAGACCUCAGCCAGAAGAAGCACUGAAAUGCCCGAGAUGUGACUCCACCAACACCAAAUUCUGUUACUACAACAAUUACAGCCUUUCUCAGCCAAGAUACUUCUGCAAGUCAUGCAGGAGAUAUUGGACCAAAGGAGGAACAUUGAGGAAUGUUCCGGUGGGUGGAGGCUGCAGGAAGAACAAGAGGUCUUCGUCAUCAAAGAGGGGUCAAGAUCAACCACUCACCCACAACAACCCACUUGCUACCAUCCCUUCGUUAUCUUAUGAUUCAGAUGACCUCACCCUCGCAUUAGUUAGGCUGCAAGAGCAAUCCUGUACUGCUGGGCAAUUGGGUUUUGAUGAUCAUGAUCUUUCUAUUUUGGGGAAUCCCACGAGUUCCCAUUUUGAUAUUCUUGGCAAUCCCGCAAAUCCUGGCUUUUUAGAUGCAUUUAGAAGUGGAUUCGGGGAAAACCAGCGGAGUAAUAAUCUGCAGAAUCUGUAUUGUGGAUACGGAAAUGGGGGCAUGGGAGAGGUGGACAAGGGCAACGAGGAGAUGAUGCUCCCCUAUGAUCAAGAAAUCAACAAUGCACCCACAACGCAAGCUGUGUUGGUCACUACUAUGAAGCAAGAAAUAAUGUGUAAUGGCAGGGAACAGAGUGAAAACAAUGUGUUGUGGGGUCUCCCAUGGCAGCUCAAUGGAGCCAUAAACAUGGGUGGCAUGGGUGGGCUCGAUUCAGGAAGAGCAAGUUGGAACAAUGGUCUCAGUUCAUCUUGGCACGGUCUUCUUAAUAGUCCCCUAAUGUAGACAGACACUUGAAGCUUCUCCACUGGUCAUAAGAAGAGACGAAACAGAGGGACUCAUUUCCUCUCAUGACUAAAAUUAAAUAUCGGUUUUUUAACUUACAUUUCUCUAGAGUUUUGGGCUAAAAUCAAGGAAUUUGAUUCGCUUGAAUCGCCUCUCUUUUUGUUUCUGGCUUGCCGUUUUUCCCUGGCCACUCAUUAGCAAAUGUCAAAUUUUUUGUACUGCCAUAUUUUUGUUGAAUAGACUAAUGAGAUAGCAGAUUUGUUCGCUAUUUUAGCCAAACUUAGAGAGUCGUGAAAGUAUGUUGCUUAUGUUAACCAGGAGGUAACGAGAGAGGGGCAUUGGGCUGGGGGGGAGUGAGAAGCAGCACCAGGACGAUAAUUCGUAGUUUGUGCGGUCUGAAUCGUCUGAAUCGCUGACCAGUCUUGGUCUUUGAAAUGUCGGUAGCUUCAAGGUAUGAGUUAUGACAUCGUCGUAUUUUCACCACAUAGAUUCCUGGAAUUAAAAUACUGCUUUCCAUAUUAUUUUUAUAUUGGAGCCGAUGAGACCAUCUCGUAUCCCUACGAAUUAAAAAUUUCAGUGAAGCAUGACCAGCAACCUCGGAAUGAUUUUUGUCUCUCUCGGCAGUCAGCAGGCAUAUCCAAAUGAGGAUUUGGCAGGAACAGUCAGUGACAGAUUGAACGUUAAUAUGCCUCAGCAAUCAAUGAGGAUGCAUGGGGUUCGCUGGAUCACGGUUUGAAUUUCUCGCGGGGCUCCGCAUUCAAAAGCACUAUAAAUCAACAGCGAUUUAGAAUAAAUGCAUGCCUUCGCACGAAGUCCUUGAUCGCUGUUCUGUUACUGUGUCAAUGGGCUGAGCCAUGUUAUUAAUCUCAUACAACUGUGUCAGUGUGUAGUUUUAUAUAAUCAAUCUAGAACACUAUUUUUUAUAUUUUUACUAUCAAA
This is a messenger RNA of Prosopis cineraria, 1989 nucleotides long. RefSeq names its product dof zinc finger protein DOF2.1-like. The record is from RefSeq and is a predicted model, not a curated record. Lineage: Eukaryota; Viridiplantae; Streptophyta; Magnoliopsida; Fabales; Fabaceae. Gene Ontology annotation, molecular function: DNA binding; DNA-binding transcription factor activity. Gene Ontology annotation, biological process: regulation of DNA-templated transcription.